UUUCGUUUCUCCUGAACAGAAAAUCAAAGACAACAGAAGGACUGAAAACCCCGAUCCAUCCAAGGUCCCUGUGGAGGUCUCUACUGAUCACCUGGACUUUUAAAGUGGACCACUGAGGAGAUUCAGAAUGAGUUCUCUGCUCUGCAGACUGCAGCGGCUGGAGUGUCGGUUCACUUGGGACCUGAAGCGGGACGACACGGACCUGGAGAACCUGAGCACUCGACUGCAGGAACACAUCGCCCUGCAGCUGGGACAGCAGGGGGCGCUGGCACGCUCCUACAGCUUCCUGGCCUACGUCAGGUACCUCCAAGGUCAACCAGACGAGGCGCUGUCACUCCUCAGCCAAUCAGAGGAGACGACCAGGAAGUGCUACGGUGAGGAGAGCGAGCGUCGGCUCGUGGUGACGUACGGAGACCUGGCGUGGCUGAAGUAUGAGACCGGAGCGAUCACGGAGAGUCAGAGAUACUGCAGCAUGGUGGAGGAGACUCUGAGGAAGUUUCCUACCGGCCCUCCUGCUGACCUCCAUCCGGAGGUUUACGGAGAAAAGGGGUGGAGCUACCUGAAGUUUUCCCGGUCCUAUUACCAGAAGGCUGUGGCGUGUUUCCAGAAAGCGUUGGCGCUCCAGCCUGAUGACAGCGAGUGGAAUGCCGGCUGUGCUAUCGCUCUGUACCGCAUGGAAUCGAGACCGACAUCGUCCCAGGAUGAAAAGUCCUCCCCGGCUGUCAAACAGCUCCGCCGCGCCCUGCAGAUCGACCCCAACAACGGCGUUCUGUCCUCCAUGCUCGCCCUGAAGCUCCUUAACUUCUACAAGCACCGAGAGGCCGAGGACCUGGUGGAGAGGGCGCUGAGGGCCGAGCCCGACAACCCUCACGUCAUGCGCUACGUCGCCAAAUAUCUACGCAUACGGAUCAGGGCGAACAGCUGUGGAAGUCUACAAAAAUCUCUCUAG
Messenger RNA from Cheilinus undulatus (humphead wrasse), 949 nucleotides. Its product is annotated as interferon-induced protein with tetratricopeptide repeats 5-like. The transcript has 6 exons. NCBI's taxonomy places the organism in Eukaryota, Metazoa, Chordata, Actinopteri, Labriformes, Labridae. The record is from RefSeq and is a predicted model, not a curated record. Gene Ontology annotation, molecular function: protein binding. Gene Ontology annotation, biological process: defense response to virus. Gene Ontology annotation, cellular component: cytosol. Bases 128 to 949 code for a protein of 273 amino acids.